Messenger RNA from Pundamilia nyererei, 801 nucleotides. RefSeq names its product frataxin (gene fxn). Gene Ontology annotation, biological process: intracellular iron ion homeostasis; iron incorporation into metallo-sulfur cluster. Gene Ontology annotation, molecular function: ferric iron binding; iron chaperone activity; ferroxidase activity. Bases 106 to 729 code for a protein of 207 amino acids. NCBI's taxonomy places the organism in Eukaryota, Metazoa, Chordata, Actinopteri, Cichliformes, Cichlidae. The record is from RefSeq and is a predicted model, not a curated record. The transcript has 6 exons. Gene Ontology annotation, cellular component: mitochondrion.
UGUCUGCCAACCGCCAACAAAUGACGAAAAAGAAAGAAAGCCGCAGACGAGGAAGAAGCAGCGUUGGCUGUCAACACACCGGGACUGUUUAUCGGGACCGUCACCAUGCGUCUGCUGUGUAAGACACCGCGGAUUUACUCACACGUGUGUCAGCUCAACCUGCUGACGCAGCAGAGGAAGAAGCAUCUGUGGAACCAGUUCUGGAGAUUAUCUCACCUCCCGGGGCUUCGUCCGUUCAUUAACCGCACGCUGCAUCCCUCCUGCCGGCCGUCGCACAGCUGGUUCGGGAGCAGAAUUAAUGGCUGCAGGUGGAGCAAAACCAUCUACCUGAAUUCACAGAGUCAGAAAAAAGUCACCCUCGUGCAUGUAAGUGAACUGUCUGCGGCAGCAUAUGAGAAGCUGGCCGAUGAGACAUUGGACGCUCUGGCUGAUUACUUUGAAGACCUCACAGACGAAGCUUUUACUGGGGCCGACUAUGAUGUUCUGUUCUCUAGUGGUGUUCUGACAGUGAAGCUGGGUGGAGACCACGGCACCUAUGUGAUCAACAAACAGGCGCCAAACAAACAAAUCUGGCUUUCUUCUCCUACCAGCGGACCCAAGCGCUACGGCUGGACAGGUGAACGCUGGGUAUAUACUCAUGACGGCAUCAGCCUUCACCAGCUGCUUUCUAAGGAGUUUUCCAUUAUCUUUAAUAAGAACAUUGACCUGUGUGGCCUGCCCUAUUCCUAAAACCCUGUUAAAUGCUUGGAGUAUUCACAGACUCAGUGACUCACAUCUGAAUUUCUGUGCAGCAUACACACC